AUGGGCAUCGUCGCAGUGAAGAAUCUCGUCGAGGAGGGAUUCGACGUCACCGGAACGCCGUCGUACUGCUCAGCCAAAGAGAUCGAGCGUUACUUGGAGAACUACGUCGACCGCUUCGACCUACGCAGCCGUUUCCGCCUCAGCACGGCCGUGAAGGCCGUCACGUAUCAGGAUGAUGCGGCCAGGUGGCGUCUCGAAUUCUUCGCCACCGAGGGGGAGGGGGGUUCUCCGUCAUCCGUCUACUUUGACCGGGUCGUCAUGGCCACGGGGCCGCAUGCCGAAGCUGUCGUACCGGAGCUGCAGAACGCACAGCACUUCUCCGGCCAGAUGAUUCACGCCCGAGCCUUCAAGACACCGGAAGACUACAAGGAUAAACACGUCGUCCUCGUCGGACUAGGCAACUCGUCGAGCGACAUUGCCGACGCUCUCUGCCACGUAGCCGCCAGCGUGUCCAUAUCCCACCACCGCGGAGCCAUCGUCCUCCCCCGGCAUCACAGGGGACUGCCGAUAAGCCGGCUGGUGACGCAGCGCCGCAUCAAGACCCAGGACCUCCUGCAGCGGUACCUGCCGGGGACCCUCGACCGCGCCGUCAGCAAGAGCUCCCGGAAGAUGAUGAGCGACGCCUUCGGCCACCCCGACCCGGCCUGGCGUCUCGACCCGGCCCCGUCCCUGGCGAUCUCACCGCCCAUCGUAUCCGACACCAUCGUGCCGCAGAUGCGCUCCGGCGCCGUGCAGUCCGUCGCGGCCAUCGACCGCAUAUCGGGUCCCUCCGAGCUGACCCUCGCGGACGGGACGGCCGUCCGAGCCGAGGCGGUGAUAUUCUGCACCGGCUACCGAAACGGCUACGCCAUGCUAGACCGCCGGUUCGACCCGGCGGCCAGCCAGCCCGAGGCGUGGACCGCGGCCCCGGGAUCCAAGGGCCGUCCGCUGCUCAGGCUGUACCAGAACGUCUUCUCGCUCCACAAGCCAGACUCGCUCGCCUUCCUGGGGACCGCCUGGUUCGCCACGGGGGCCUUCUGCAUCGCCGACCUGGCCAGCAUGUGCAUAGCGCAGGUCUGGGCGGGCAGGUCGCCCCUCCCGUCGCCGCCGGAUAUGGAGCGCUGGGCUGACGCGCAGCAGGAGAGGUUGUGUGCUCUGGCGCGGAGGGGGACGCCUGUUCCUGCCGCCGUCCCGCAGCUCGAGUGGCUCACCUGGGCGGACGAGACUAUGGGGGCCGGGGUGAUUGGCAGGUUAGGAUGGGGCUGUAAGGGCUGGUCGUUCUGGUGGAGGGAUCGCGCUAUGUGGUCUAUGCUCAUGGAUGGGGUGCUCACCUCGUCCAUGUGGAGGUUGUUCGACGAGGGCAAGAGGAAGCCGUGGGAUGGGGCGAGAGAAACCAUCAUUGCGGCCAAUGCCGAGGCAGAUUCUGCCAGGGAAGGACGGGUCGGCUCUGUCUGA
Geosmithia morbida is the source of this 1434-nucleotide messenger RNA. RefSeq names its product dimethylaniline monooxygenase (N-oxide forming). NCBI's taxonomy places the organism in Eukaryota, Fungi, Ascomycota, Sordariomycetes, Hypocreales, Bionectriaceae. The record is from RefSeq and is a predicted model, not a curated record. Gene Ontology annotation, molecular function: N,N-dimethylaniline monooxygenase activity; NADP binding; flavin adenine dinucleotide binding. The transcript is spliced from 4 exons. The coding region runs from base 1 to 1434 and encodes 477 amino acids.